Molecule: messenger RNA, 16111 nt
Organism: Myxocyprinus asiaticus (Chinese sucker)
Lineage: Eukaryota; Metazoa; Chordata; Actinopteri; Cypriniformes; Catostomidae
Product: BAH and coiled-coil domain-containing protein 1-like
Exons: 29
Coding region: 353-8686 (2777 amino acids)
Molecular function (GO): chromatin binding
Source: RefSeq, a predicted model, not a curated record
CGCAGGUCAAGAGAGGCGCCGUUUGGAGACUCGAUCCGCGACUUCAGUGGCCUGUAGAAGCCCGAGACCGGCGAGCGACAACUGCUACAAUCGCACAAGAGGAUACUUGGACUGAACCAUUGAAAUAUGCUUUUUAAAAUGAGCAACACACUUGAUCUGAAUAUCUUUAUUUCUUAUUAAAAAUAAGUUAUUGUUAUGCAAGGAUAUAACAUACCAAAAAGAUGAUUGUGAACGUCAGCGUGAGCAGGAGAGGCGAGCUUUCCACUGAAACCAACACCCCAUACGGAUUACAGUACAUACAUUUCAUCUGAUUUCCGCUCGGUUUUGGAUUAUAUCGGCUAUAUUCUCCGGGAUGGAGGGUCGUGAUUUCUCCGCUCCAGCACAUCUCCUUUCAGAGCGGGCCACUCUGGUGCAUCGCGCCGCUUCUCGCAUCUCAUCCAGCGGCCACGGCUCGGUGCAACACCCGCCGCACUUUCCACCCGGGAAAUAUUAUCCAUCGCAUUUACCAAUGGCGGCGCAUUCAGGCAGUGGACUGAUGGGCAACUCCUCUGCCUCGUUCAUGGGGACAUUCCUGGCCAGCAGUCUAGGCUCCCCUCCAUCGCACCCACCACACCCCUCCAGACCUCCGUCCUCUCCCUCCUCUCCUUCUUAUCGCGGGGGUCCACACUCCAGCACCUCUCAGAUCUGGUUCCCCCACACACAUGAAGCAGUCCCAGGGUAUCCUCGCUUCUCAGGGAGUCUAGCCCACACCUUUCUUCCCAUAAGCCAUUUGGAACACCAUGCCAACAGCGGGGUGCUCUAUGGGCAGCACCGUUUCUAUGACACACAAAAAGAGAACUUCUAUUUAAGAAGCCUUCCAUCCCAGCCCCCACUCAUCUCAACUAAUCACAGCAUCCAGCCUAUGUCGAGGGUGGGGCCAGGACAAUCCCAGGGCUCAUGUAGCAGGGACAGAGAUGCAGGAAGUGGGGUGAACCUACACAAAGGCCUUAAAGAGACUAGCAUAGACAGAGGUGUGGUAUCAGGCUCCAAGGAAAAAGACAGGCCUAGUAGUAAACAGGACUCUAAAGACCGCCAUCACCACAGUCACCAUCAACUACCCCAUCAUCAUCCGAAUCAACCCCAGCUCCACCCACAACACUCAGUCACUAUGGAAGAGAUGAACAGCCGGGGACACAAAGCUAACCUGUCUAUGGAGUACAAGAAUCAUCUACAGAGCAUGGGAAAGCCUCUUAGUGCCUGUUUACUUAACGGAAAGAUGCAGAACGGUGUCCAGGGUACUGGAGCAAAGGUCUCUAUGACUGCUUGUGGUGGGGAUGGGGUGGGUAGAGGUAAUGUAGGCUCCAAUAGUAUCCAAAGCAGGCAUGUAGGGGGCAGCAGUAACGGGCGCUGCACCAAAGAGGCGGUAAGCGGGGAGAUGCGGAUCAGUGAGCAGCCCCCUAUGGACUGUCUGGAGCGGAGUCAGGCAAUGCAGCAUUCCCUGCCCUACUCAGUUCCUCCUCCAAUGCCCAUGGGCUCUGCUAAUGGAGGUGGGCAUCCAGGUGGCUUCCACUGUUGGCAGCUUCAUCCCAGCCACCCUCAUCACCCACACCACAACCGGCACUCACACCAUCACCCAGACUUCUUCUGCUCUCCUCCGCCAGCCCCCGUUGGAAACCCUUCCUUGCAUGAUAAAGGGAUCAAUAGUGGUGGCUGUAGAGACCCCAAAGUGACUGGAGCCACAUUUGUACCAUUUGUUAGCCAACUUGGGGAAAAAAUUGGAGGCCCCUUCCAGAUGGGCAGCUCUGAGUGCCAGGGGGUUGGGGGUGGAGGGAAUAGUAUCAAGGAGAAGGCCUUGGAAAAGGCUUCCAAUGGGGGACAUCAUGGGAACUGGCCCAGGAAACAGCAGCAAACUCCAACCCAGCAGCAACAUCCCUACAGAAAAGCUGAAAAAGCCCCAGAUUGGAUGCACAACCACCAGCAUCAUCUGCAGCAGCCACAACAGCAGCAGCAGCAGAACCAUUCACAGCAACACCAGACUGUGCGUUCCAGAAGUGCGGAUUGCAUCAACAGUAUGGAAACAGACAUCUAUAGACCUACUCUGGCCCAUGAGCCAAAAGCUGUUCAUCCCUUACCCAACCAACCCAACGCCAACCCCCAAGCCUACAGAGACUGCUCCCACUCUGGGCCUCCAACCAAUCCUUCACCUCUUUCUGGGAAGACCAUAGCCCAGCACACGGGUUCAGGAGGACACGGAAGCUGCUCUAUGCCAAGAGAUGGACAAAAGGUUGCCCGAAUUCGCCACCAACAGCAUGGUAGGGCUGGCCCAGAUACAACUGGUGCUGACCUAAACCAGGCUAAUGGGAACCAGGAGAUGAAGAGGAAUAUGUCUCCUUACGGCUAUAAUAACAACAGCAACAUGCAGCAUCACCCACAUCAGCAGCCGUCAGUGCCAUCUUGGGCCAUGCAACCUCACCACAUGCACUCUGAAGAGGACCAGCACAAAUCUUACAUAGAAUCGAACAGUGGAGCUGCCAACAACAUACAGCCUACACAGCAACAACAGCACCAGGCAUCAGGAAUGGGUCCCCCUCCUCCUCUGCUUCAUCCAGCCCCUCCUCAAAACCAGCAGGAGGUCACAGGCUCACAGGGAGAGAACAGUGCCAUGAAGAACCUUCUGAAGUACAGUAAUCAGCAGCCUCUCCUUCUGUCCCAGAAGAGCCCAUUUGGAGGGCUGGGGAGCCUCAAAACAGGGCCAAAUGGCACCAGCUGCUCUCUUCAGGGGGGCAAGCAAACCCUACCCUCCAGAAAAGGCCAAAGCCAUGAAAACGAGCGAGCUGAUUGUGGGGGACAGGGCAGAGAGAUAGGAGAGGCCCCACAUGUAGAAGGGGAGGUGCGGCAGCCUCCAGUGGGGAUUGCAGUUGCUGUGGCACGACAGAGAGACCCAGCAUGCCAAAUAUCAGGCAACCAUCCCGGCAGCCGUCAGGGGCGGGUGCAGUCUACCAUGAAAGGUACCCCAAGCUCCAUGUACCCCUCAGACUCACCUGGUGAGGAGGAGAGGAAAAGGAUGAGUGAAGAGCAAAUGGGCCAUCUGUGCCUCGACAGAGAACGAGACACUUAUAUCAGGGAUAACAAUAAAAGAGUGGGAUUUACACACAUCCAUCCAUCUAACAGUUGCCAUGGUGACCUCACCUCUCAUAUCAUGGUGCCAGGUGGCACGUCAAUGCAGCCGAGCCAGUUAGGAGACCCGACUGUACAUACGCAUUCCGCUCACCACCACUGGAUGCCACGCACAGGAAGUCCCUCCCUCUGGAUGACGGGUCACUCUUACGGCAUUGGCCACACAGCUUUGCAUCAGAAUCUGCCCCCAGGGUUCUCUGCAGCUAUGCCUACCCCCCUUCAGUCGGUCCUGCCCCUGCCCCAAGACCCUUCUGCCCAACUGGUGGUGCUGCCCAGCGAACCUGCCACACACCCAGCCAGCCACCUUGACAUGAUGGAGCAACCUGGUCUGUGGCCCCCAGUCUAUAGGGCCCGAGGGGCCCACUCCCACAUGCAGCAUCCUGCUGUGUAUCCCCGCUCGCAGUUUCUACGGCAACAGGAGCUUUAUGCUCUCCAGCAACACCAUCAGCAGCACUCGAGUCAUCAGCCUCCACCUCCAUCACAUAGAACACCAAACAACAUGGAGCUACAGCACAGAGCUGGACACAGCCAGGUGCAGAAGAAACCAGAAGAACAGAGCAUGGAGUUAGAAGACAUCCUGUCCGACCCCAGGACUCCAAAACCUGCCAAGUGCUACACCUACGGCCCAUCGGACCAGGUCUCCUCACCUCCCAAAGGCUCCACUGCCCACUUGUCACCCUGCUGUCAGUCCCCUUGUAUGCAACCUCACCCUAAAAGCACACCCUCUACCCCCUGCCCCGCCCCAAGUCCAGUAGCUGCAACGCCCUGCUCACCCGCCAUCAGCCCUUCCCCAAUGCAACUGUCCAAAGCUGCAGAUUCCCAGGACAGGAGGGUGGAAGGGCAGCCACCCCAGGACUACCCUCAGUCCAUGGAGCCUGAUCUGCCACCUGGAUACACCUAUCCGCAAAUCGGCAUGGAAUACCGGAAUGGACCCAUGCCUCAAGAUGUCCAGUUGGCAGAGCCCGAUGAUUUGGAAGCUGUUCAGGUUGAACCCGUUGAGCACGCCCCUCCAGCUCUCUCCACUUUAGGAGAAGGCCUGGAAUGUCAUGCAAUGGUGAGGCCACUCCAAGAGCCACAAGUACCAAUGGUAAAAGAAGAUGCCACGAGUCUGGUUGAGGAACAGCCGGAGUUCGCACAAGGGGAAGAUAUGGAGACAGUUAUGGCCAUGGGUUGCUGUGAACCAGUAGAGGCUGAUCAGGGAAAGGAGCAGCCAGAAUUGCUCAUCUGCCCACCAGAUGAAGGUCCAGUUUGUGAAGUAGGACAAGGACCUAUCAUACCAUCCAAGGAAGAAAUCCAACAUAGUGACCCAACUGUUACCUGUGAAGAAGAAAAGAGUGAAAACGUAACUCCUCAAGAGAACGAUGACAUUGAGACACUAGAAGAUCAGGGAGCUCCAUUACCAGAACAAACAAGCGUUACUGAUUGUUUACCCAACCAGCUGCCAAACACCACCACUCAGGCAGAGGUUGUAGUUAUGGAAGUAGAUGAUCAACAGAAAAACUGUGUGGAGAUACCAUCUCCGUUGCUGAAUGCCUGCUCCCAGAGAAUUGUGUCAAGUUACUGGAGUUUGGAGCUCCUGAUUGCUGCAGCCUUCUGUGGGGACUGUCCUCCACCCUCUUCACCUUCCUCUUCCCCAUACCAGAAAUACGGUGGCCCAAUCAACUCCACAUAUCAUGGCAUGGAAUUGCUGAGUGAGCUGGCUGAUCUGGAACUGCAACAGUAUCGGCAACGUUGUGGUAAAGCUCAAGAGGAUCAAUGGAUUUUUGACCUACAAAGUCUUGCUACUUUGGCAGCAGCUCGUGCUCUUGAAUUAAACUCACAGGAGAGCAGUGCCACAGAUGCUGAGAAACAGUAUCCUGCUCGAAGAACUCUCAAUCUGCGCAGAAAAUGCAGCUGGACGCCACGCCACGAGCCGGUGUGUGCAGUGAAAGGUGCUAUGGACAGUAUGGAUGGUCCCGAGCUGGAGAUGCGCAUGAGGUUAGCAGAGUUGCAACAGCGUUACAAAGAGAAACAGAAAGAACUGGCCAAACUUCAGAGGAAACACGAUCACCAAAAAGAGGAGACACCUCGUAGUCCUGCACGUCGAGGGCCUGGCAGACCACGCAAACGUAAAUCAGCUCCUGGCCUUGGCCCCGGAACCCUUACAGAACCCCAGAAAAAAGUCAAGUUGGUGGGGGCGGGGCUAAGUCCACUGGAGGAGGAGCAGCGGGGAGGCGGAGACUCUCAGAGGAAGAAGAAAAAACUGUCCAGUCCAGGGUUUGGCCGUCUUAACUCUGCACAGAUUAAGUCACAGUGUUGUCCAAAGAGCUGUCUGCAAGAUCAACACAUGAGUCAACUCAAGCAGAAGAUCACAGGUGGACAAACAACCUCUGGAGCUGCGUCACGGGACCGAGAGUCUUCCUCAGCUUCUAAGAGCCUGUACUCCAGCCAGAGUAACUCCAAAGCAGAGUCCACACACCUCAGCACGACCAACGAGUCUGAGAGCCUGAGCGAUACAGGCACCAGUGGGGACAGCGGGACUCGGUUGUGCUGGAAGAGACAUGAACCUGCAGCUGUUAAACGAGGAAGGAAGAAAGGUUGUAGAACAGCAGCAUGCUUGCAGCGGCCAGGGGCCCGGACCCCCCAGGGCAGGGGACAGGACGUGGACGAGGAAGGAGAGACGUCCCCCCCAGAGAGUGUGUCCUCUGAGCAAGAGGAAGAUGAAGAGGAAGGCAGUUAUGGCAGUGAGCAAGGCCAAGACAUCAAAGCACCAGUGUUCAGGGAUUUAUCCUUCAGCUCGUCUGUCACAGGCCCCUCCCCUUUUUCUGUUGUCAAACUGGAAGCCAAUCAGAAGGCAAAGAUUAAGCGGGAACGUCAGGAACUUAACGGAUCCCAGCUUCGCUCUGUAACAGAAGGUGAUGUGAAGGUGAAGCAGCGGGCCCCCUGUCGAGCCAUACCCAUCCCUGUCUCCAAACCUUCAGACAGAAGACGACCGGGUCGGCCCAGACUGCAGGACAAACGCUGGUCUGGGAUCACAGGCAGGCCAGGUCAUUACAGAAAGAGUGGCGGCCUCCUCUCGUUCUCCAGCAGCACCAGUGAGCGACUAAAGAGAGCCACACAGAAGAGCUCAAUGCUGAGAGCCACGAGGAGAAGUUACUGGUCAACUGGGGCUCAGUCUCCAGAAAGCGAUGAUAACAACAGCACUCGGAGAACCAGAUUAAGAGAGUCUAAGGGUCGAGCGGUCAACCGUCUGCUAGAGAGCUUUGCGGCAGACGAUGGGUUCCACCUGGGUGAAGACAGCAGCUUCUCAGAUGAGGAUGAGGAGAAGAAGAGUUCAUCUCAUACCAGAACUCCUCCAGUGCCUCCAAACUGUGUGCUGACCAAAGAACUGCUGACAGAUGGACUGAAGAUUCUGAUCUCUAAAGAAGAUGAGCUUCUGUAUGCGGCUCGUGUGAGUCCUGUGGAGUCUCCAGAUGUCUACAGCAUUGUUAUCAAUGGUGAGAGAGGAAACCGGCCCAGAAUCUACUCCCUGGAGCAGCUCUUGCAUGAAGCUGUGUUGGACGUACGCCCUGAAAGCGAGGCUGUGCUUACAGAGGGUACUAGAGUGUGUGCAUACUGGAGCGAGCGCUCGCGAUGUCUUUACCCAGGAUAUGUGCGAAGGGGUGUUGCUGGUGAUGCAGGUAAACCUGGUGGAGUUAUGGUGGAAUUUGAUGACGGGGACAGAGGGUGGAUAUCUCUUUCUAAUAUUCGCUUUCUUCCACCCAAUUAUCAAAUCCAAUGUGCCGAGUCGGACACUGUGCUUGUUUCUGAUGGACAGUUUGGCAGAAGCAGCUCAACCCAAGAGAAUGGGACUCUGAGUGAGAGGACGACAAGUACAGACAGAUCCAGAGGUCAGGAAAAACCAGUUAGAGGACCAGGGAGGCCUAAGGGUUCAGGGCUGAGGAAGUCUAUCUCAAACAAUGUGGUGAAGAGCUCAGCAUCUUCUUUGACCUGGUCAUCAUUAGAUGCACCAAGGAGGAGAACACAGAUGAAUUUUUUCCAGCUUAAUGGCUCAGACUCGAAGAAAGCCUUGAAAGGCAGGGUGGUGGAAACAUCUCCUCGACCUUCAGUCUCAAUGAUGACACCAGCCAAAGGUCUCUUUAGUAGUAGCUCCUUUGAGGUGGACUCGUUCAGCAGCAUAGCCAAUGGUUAUUCAUGCUUCAGGAUGUCACUGGAGGGCAAAAGCAACUCUUGCGUUCAAAAGAGUAGGACUAAGGAGCCAGCACCAACUCGGGGUAGGAAAGCAGAAUUUCUAGUGAAACUGGACCAUGAAGGUGUAACAUCUCCAAAGACUAAGAGUAGCAAGGCUCUUCUGUUGCUCAGAGCUUCUGGUUUUGGCUCCAACUGUAUAGGUGGUCUGCCCAGGACAGAGGUUUAUUCCCACCCAGUCCUGCUGGUCAAGGACAAUAGGAAAGGUGAUGGCUCCCGAGCAGAGCUCUUGCUGAAAGGGACGCAGGGCCAGAGGAAGCCAUCGCCAUCCUUGCGCAUGAAUGAGUAUAAAGACUUGAACCUUGGCUGCCAUAGAGACUGCCACAGCUCCUACUCGGACAUGGAUGAGGAAGACCAAAGAAGAAGAACAGGCAGUGCAGCACUUACUCCAGCCUCGGGAGGUUUAAGGACAGCUGACAGAUUUCUCUCGAGCAUUUCAGUGUCAUCAUCUUCUUCAGGUUCCUCAAGCUCCUCAAGUUCAGGUUCUCUCUCCAGUUCCAGCUUGUGUUCCUCUGACAACGACUCAUCCUACAGCUCGGAGGACGAGGAGAGCUCCACACUGCUGCUGCAGAGCUGCUUGACCCCACACCACUCUCUGAUCCAGACCCCUGAACCCCCUUCUGGACCUCCACGACACUCAUUUGUGGCCAAAGCUGUGGCCGUGUCCAGUGCCAAAGGUGGUAGCAACAGUGUUAGCAGCAAGCCUCAGAAGAGGAAAGAGUGUCCCAGCUCACUCUCCAAAACCUCGAAGGAGCUUCUUAAGAGGCAAAGGCUUCUGACAGACCAGACCAAGCCCAGACUGUCACCCAUCCUGCCAUCUAGACAGCUGUGGAGGUGGUCUGGAAACCCCGCACAGCACCGUGGAUCGAAGGGGAAGGCCCAGAAGCAUUUUUACAAGGCCAUAGUACGAGGCAAGGACAUGGUUCGUGUAGGAGACUGUGCCGUGUUCCUUUCAGCUGGCCAGCCUCAUCUGCCACUAAUCGGACGCAUUGAGAGUUUCUGGGAAUCGUGGCAGAGCAGUAUGGUUGUGAAGGUCAAGUGGUUCUACCACCCCGAAGAGACCAAGCUUGGCAACAGACACCGUGAUGGCAAACAUGCCCUGUACCAGUCGUGCCAUGAGGAUGAGAAUGACGUCCAGACGAUCUCUCAUAAGUGUCAGGUUGUUACCCGUGAGGAAUAUGAGCAUUUGACCUGCAACAGGAAGUCUAAUGGAAGCUAUCAUGACCUGUACUACCUGGCCGGCACCUACGACCCCACCAACAGCCAGCUGCUCACUGUGGAAGGGAUGUCCUUACUCUGUUAGAACUGCACUUGCUUAUCCAAGCAUACUACUGAGUUGUCUGUGGUUCGGUGUCAGGGAUGUUUUCAAAAUUGAGCUGUGGUGCACUGGACACGGACCAGGAGGUAGCAUACCACCCCACAUACCCAAAAACUCUGUCUACUCGGGGGGAGAAAUAUGGAUGCUUCCACUAGCGAUACUUUACCAGUAGAUGCAGUUUGUCCAUGGUCUUAAUGCUCUUCUGAGUUCACCUAACAAACAUCUAACAGACUAUGGUUUUCGAUCCCCAAAGCAGAACACUUGGUUUGGAGAACAUGGCGUCUAACUGAAAAGACUUGAGCCAUGUCAUAGGUGGAGACGUGUGGAGCGUUAUCGCCACUUUCAUGAUUCCAGGGAUAUUUAAGAUAUAAUAAGUUCAUUUAUGUCUGUAUAUACAGUAUAUAGGGAAUUAUUUCCUAUUAAGCCAUACACUUCAGUACCUCUUAACAAGACUUCUUAUUCAGGUGUAUAUUGUACAGGUCACUUUUUUUUUUUUUUUUUUUUUUUAAUGUUAUUUUUGUCAUGGUUUGUUUAUAUGUAUAUACAAAACUAUUUUAUAUAAGUGUAAUGUACAGAGGCUAAACUUACCAUGUUUUGAUUGGUUUAUUUUUGUAUAAGUGGCUGACAUGGUAGUUGUUGUUGAUUUCUCUCUGAGAGGGUGAGCUGAAUAUGUAUGUAUUGCACUGCACAUGGCCUGCUGAGACAGUGAGGGGGUUUGGGUUCCCGCCCUGUUCUUACGGGGCGGCAUCCCACUAUCAGCUGCAGUUUUGCCGUUUGUUCCUCUAAUGUCUUACUCCUGUUUGUUGUUGCCUAUAUUUGCAGACUCUAAACACUUUAGCAUUAAAACGAAGGGAAAAUGUCAUGUGACACUUUAAAAUCGUUCCACAAAAUUUAUAUUACCUACCAGUAGGAUUCUGCUAUCAAUAAUUAAAUUGAUUCAGUGUUUCAUAUGACAAUUCUCUUCUUAUACAGAGAAUAGAAAUUAAGAAAUGUCCAUGUCAUUUCACCCAUAUAUACAUAUAUAUAUAUAUAUAUAUAUAUAUAUAUAUAUAUAUAUAUAUAUAUAUAUAUACACCGAUCAGCCACAACAUUAAAACCACCUGCCUAAUAUUAUGUAGGUCCCCUCGUGCUGCCAAAACAGCACCAACCCGCAUGUCAUAAUAGCAUUCUGAGAUGAUAUUCUUCUCACCACAAUUGUACAGUGCGGUUAUCUGAGUUACCGUAGACUUUGUCAGUUCGAACCAGUCUGGCCAUUCUCUGUUGACCUCUCUCAUCAAGGCAUUUUCGUCCACAGAACUGUCGCUCACUGGAUGUUUUUGCCACCAUUUUGAGUAAAUUAUAGAGACUGUUGUGCGUGAAAAUCCCAGGAAAUCAGCAGUUACAGAAAUACUCCAACCAGUCCGUCUGGCACCAACAAUCAUCCAUGCGAUUAUCUAAUCAGCUAAUCGUGUGGCAGCAGUGCAGUGCAUAAGAUCAUGCAGAUAUGGGUCAGGAGCUUCAGUUAAUGUUCACAUCAACCAUCAGAAUGGGGAAAAAAUGUGAUCUCAGUGAUUUGCACCGUGGCAUGAUUGUUGGUGCCAGACGGGCUGGUUUGAGUAUUUCUGUAACUGCUGAUCUCCUGGGAUUUUCACGCAAAACAGUCUGUUAUUCCCACAAAAUUAUUUUCACUCUAAUGUGCAAAGAUCUCAGUCUCAUCAUUGUAAUACAGUAAUCAAAAUCUUCCUCUCUGGACACAAUAUAUUUGAUUAAAAACAGCAUAACUUCGCCACAUGUUUUAGACACUGUGUAAAGUUAAUGGUGCACUCAGUAACCUUUUGUUCAUGUCAUCUUGGACAUCUAGUGGUGUGGAUGCAGCAUCAUUUAAAAUCAAUAGUUUUCAGUUUCAGAUGCCAUAGUAUAAAUUCACUAUUCACAAAGUGUCCAAUAACAAGACGGUUAGUGAGAUUAAGCGAGUAGUAUUCAGCUGGUCAUGUGAUUCUAAAAUGGCAGCCCCCGCCCCAUGAGGGCGCCCCUGCCCCAUGUAGAAUAAAACAGCUUUUAGAAGGUUACUGAAAUUACUAGAGUCCUCAUCUCAUAUGAGUGGUCAUGAUUUUAUUCAUAUGUUUCAAUAUUACUAUUAAUUUCCUUAGGAGUAAAACUUUUUUAAUGGGGAAAAGAGUGCACCUUUAAAAAUAACUUCGAGACUUCUGCUUUCCGUUUAAUUUGUUGUGCUGCGUCUAGCUUUUUUGUCAAUUCGACAUUCUAAAAUAAUUCAGGUUACAAAGAGGACUUCAUGUGACUAUUACACAUGAUUUCAGAUUGUUUGUCACCCGGCAAAGUUUCAGCACUUAAAAAAAAAAAAAAAAUGGUUAACUAAUGUUUUUGCCUUUUACUGCCUUAUGAAAACUGUGUAUGUUUACUGUUACGAAUGUUGCCUACAAUGCUUAAAUAAAAUACAGACUACUGCAAAACAUUUACUUACUUGGAGAAGAAAUUAUAAAAAGAGUGAAUGAUUUGGGGUUGGGUCCCACAGUCCCAGGUACGGGCUUCAACUUAAUGCCCAUGCAGACAGUGAACCCUGAUGAGAAUGAGAUUUUUUUGCACUAAUUUAUGUGCUUCCCAAGUCACUAACAGUUAACCUUCUGUUUAAUGUAGUGUGGCGUAAUAGCUUUGGGAGACCACAAGGGGGUGAUAUAACAUUUACUGAACUUAAUACUGGAGGACGCAUUGAUGCGGUGCAGGUGGCCCAAACUUGUGAAUCUACUCACCAUACACACAAAAGCUAUGAAGGUGUUUGUACUUAUUCAAGAAGGAACAAAGUGACGUUGAUGAGUUUGCAGGUUAGUGGAUGAAACUGGUGUAACUGCUCAAACUGAACGAUUAGAAAUGGCGACAUUUAUUAUGCAAUUUUUCUGAACGUAGCCUUGAAUAGGUUUCAUUCAAGCUGUCAAACCACGAAAAUACAUUGUGUAGGCUAUAUGAAAAAUACACAGAAACAAUCUAUCAUCCAGUGAUAGAUAGAGUGAAUUGAAUGGAAAACUAUGCGAGUUGCACUGGGUGUACCUUCAUAGAAAAUAAUUGUUUCGAAUUUUAGAUCGUGCUAUAUCGUCCGCCAGAUGCGUCCCUUUUAAGUUACCCUGCCGCUCACACUUUACCAAAAUUGUGUUGAGAAAUAUGUAUUAAGAUACAAAACAACUAGUGUGCAACGAGUAGACUUAUUUAUAUUUGAAAAACUGGCAACAUAGAAUGAUAAUUAUCUGGGAAAAUUUCUGAUUAUGGAUGCGUAAAAAAAAAGGAUCAAUACCAAGUCAAAUAAUAAUGAGCAUUUGGGAGAAACAUAUACUUAACUGUCAUGAAAAUAAUGUCACAAUGCAAAAAAAAAAAAAAAAAAAAAAUAGGUUUCUUUUUCUUUAUGUAAAAUAUAAUUUAUUAUUCCUUUUGAUUUUAUGUUGAAAUAUGACAUGCAAAUAUUCAUGACUGGUUUUGUGAGAUUAACUCGAAAUACUGGUAUGGAGUACCAGAAGAACCUGAAAAAGUAUAUUUCACUUCCAACAUGUGUUAUUACUGUAUCUGAUGCAUUUUUUGUUGUCAAAUGCAUCCUGCACUGUAUUUAUGUAUUGCUUUGCUUUUUCAACCAUUUUGACCACAUUUUUUAUUUUAGUAUCAAUCAAAAAGUGGUAUGUCGGUUAAGGGUGAGUGAGACCUAAACCUGUAGUAUCCCAAGGUCAGGGCACUAAAACAAGGGACUGUUUGAGCACUAGGCACUGCUGGAGUUGGUAGAGUAGUUGGUAUACAGUCAGACUGUAUCUCAUGCACUCAUUUCUCACUGUGAGCGACAAUCGCAUUCAUUCAUGAAAGAGUGUCCACCAUUUGAAAGGCUCACGCAAUCACAGCAUUUCUUUGUUUGUGGCAAAAAAAAAAAAUCUUUUUUGAUUAUGCAGUGUUCACUGUACAAGUUUUUUUUUUUUUAUGUAUUUUUUUAUUUUUAUGUUCCUUUCUAAUCACUAAUGUUUAUUUAUUGUCAGUGUUGCUGUUUCAUCAUAAAACCAACAGAUAUUAAUGAAAAUGUCUUAUUUGAUGGGAUCUGUUUAAAGGAAUAGUUCACCCAGAAAUGAAAAUUCUGUUGUUCCAAAACCUUAUAUAUUGGCGCUCGACUUGAUUUUCCAUUUUCAGUGGAAUAUACUGUAAUGUACCAGAAGAAAUAUAUACCACAUCUUCUAACAUCUCUUCAGACUGCCAAAUAUGAGGAUAUUUGUCAACCUGGUCUCAUAGAAUCACGUUACUGUAAUGAUUUUGUCGUGCAUCGUUGUACGUAUUGCGGCAGUUUCCAGGAGAAAUUACCACUGGAGGCACUACAACAACAAUAACUUUUCACUUUCACAAAAAUCAUGAGUAAAAAUUAAGCAAAUUAUCAGUUUAGAAACACGUUUCGCCCUGUUCAUCACAACGCUAUCUUAUGACAUCUAAACACUUUUACUAGAGCGCAUGACUCAUUUUAAUGUUUGCAUUACAUAACCAACUACAUUUAUAAGCUUGUUCUGGCAUGAUCAAAUUGUGCAGUAGUUCAACUGAUAAAGCGCUGCACUUGCACUGCAAAGGACCGGGGUACAAGUCCUGAAGAUCACGCAAGCCGAAAGUGUCAUAGAAGUGCCACAGAAUUAUUAGUUGCUUCAGCAAUUGUGUUUUUUAUCUGACAUAUGCCUUUUCUGAUAAUAUCGGUUAGAUCUACAGUUGAAGUCAGAAGUUUACAUACACCAUAGCCAAAUACAUUUAAACUCCAUUUUUCACAAUUCCUGACAUUUAAUCAUAGAAAACAUUCCCUGUCUUAGGUCAGUUAGGAUCACCACUUUAUUUUAAGAAUGUGAAAUGUCAGAAUAAUAGUAGAGAGAAUGAUUUAUUUCAGCUUUUAUUUCUUUCAUCACAUUCCCAGUGGGUCAGAAGUUUACAUACACUUUGUUGGUAUUUGGUAGCAUUGCCUUUAAAUUGUUUAACUUGGGUCAAAUGUUUUGGGUAUCCUUCCACAAGCUUCUCACAAUAAGUUGCUGGAAUUUUGGCCCAUUCCUCCAGACAGAACUUGUGUAACUGAGUCAGGUUUGUAGGCCUCCUUGCUCUCACACGCUUUUUCAGUUCUGCCCACAAAAUUUCUAUCGGAUUGAGGUCAGGGCUUUGUGAUGGCCACUCCAGUACCUUGACUUUGUUGUCCUUAAGCCAUUUUGCCACAACUUUGGAGGUAUGCUUGGGGUCAUUGUCCAUUUGGAUGACCCAUUUGCGACUGAGCUUUAACUUCCUGGCUGAUGUCUUGAGAUGUUGCUUCAAUAUAUCCACAUAAUUGUCCUUCCUCACCAUGCCAUCUAUUUUGUGAAGUGCACCAGUCCCUCCUGCAGCAAAGCACCCCCACAAUAUGAUGCUACCACCCCAUGCUUCAUGGUUGGGAUUGUGUUCUUCCUCCAAACAUAACAAUGGUCAUUAUGACCAAACAAACAGUUCAAUUUUUGUUUCAUUGGACCAGAGGACAUUUCUCAAAAGAGUAAGAUCUUUAUCCCCAUGUGCACUUGCAAACUGUAGUCUGGCUUUUUUAUGGUGGUUUUGGAGCAGUGGCUUCUUCCUUGCUGAGCGGCCUUUCAGGUUAUAUCGAUAUAGGACUCAUUUUACUGUGAAUAUAGAUACUUGUCUACCUGUUUACUCCAGCAUCUUCCCAAGGUCCUUUGCUGUUGUUCUGGGAUUGAUUUGCACUUUUCGCACCAAACUGCGUUCAUCUCUAGGAGACAGAAUGCGUCUCCUUCCUAAGCGGUAUGAUGGCUGCGUGGUCCCAUGGUGUUUAUACUUACAUACUAUUGUUUGUACAGAUGAACAUGGUACCUUCUGGCUUUUUGGAAAUUGCUCCCAAGGAUGAACCAGACUUGUGGAGGUCUACAAUUUUUGGCUGAUUUCUUUUGAUUUUCCAUGAUGCUAAGUAAAGAGGCACUGAGUUUGAAGGUAGGCCUUUAAAUACAUCCACAGGUACACCUCCAGUUCAGUACACCUCCUAUCAGAAGCUAAUUGGCUAAUUGUCUAAAGGCUUGACAUCAUUUUCUGGAAUUUUCCAAGCUGCUUAAAGGCACAGUUAACUUAGUGUAUGUAAACUUCUGACCCACUGGAAUUGUGAUAUAGUCAAAUAAAAGUGAAACAAUCUGUCUGUAAACAAUAGUUGGAAAAAUUACUUGUGUCAUGCACAAAGUAGAUGUCCUAAAUUACUUGCUAAAACUAUAAUUUGCUAAUAUUAAAUCUGUGGAGUGGUUAAAAAAUGAGUUUUAAUGACUUCAGCCUAAGUGUAUGUAAACUUCUGACUUCAACUUGUAUGUUUAAGGUUUUGGGUAGGGAGGUCGGUUUUGUUGAUUUUAAACUCGAUAGAGCAUUAACCAUAAAAACCUCAUCUGUUUGGGAGAACAUUAAACUUGCUUUUAGCACCUAACAGUGGACAUUUCGACACAGAACUGCUGCAAUACCACGUAAUAUUAACAAAUGCAAUGUAAACAGUAUUCAGUAAGUAGUAAGUUAAUAUUCCAUUCUGAACAAGGCCUGUGUUUAUGACAUUAGACUAUGAUUGAUAUGUAUUAGGACUUGAUUAUGUUUGAUUAUUUAUAAAACUCCUCAAUUAAUCAGAACAAGGUUUAUAUAAAAAAAGGUCUGUGUGUUUGUGUGUGAGCAAGUAUGUGUGCCUUUUGUACUUCGCCUUUAUGUUUGACUGUUUUGACACAGGAGGGAACUGGAUAGAGUCAUGAAUGUACUUUGCAUAAAUUAAGCAUGUGUAUUAUCUUAAGACCUGUCUGUAAGUCUUUACAAACAGAAUCAGAGUUGCUGUUGGUUACAAUCUCCUUUCCAUUCAGGGGAGAAGUGUGAUUAGUGUUCCCAAAUGAAAGUCAGUGUUUUUGUUGUAAGGGAACGUAGAUAUUCAGAUCAGCACGUCUGAUCCAUUACAAGAGCAGGUCACUUGCCCAAGGCAAAGGUGCAAUACUACUUUGGCUAAAUAUCGACAUUUUGAGGCUUUUUGCAAAGGCUGAUUGAUAACAGGAAUCACAAGGAGGACGCAGGAACGUCUGUCCUUUUUAACAGGCUUUCUUUAAAUGUCUGUUUUGCUUUAUAUGCAAAAAAAGCUGCGAGGUGUGUACUUCUAUUCCGCUUGUCAGAGAGUCUCUUUUUGAGUAUGAGAUGUUCUAACAUUGUUAAUGAAAAAUGAUGUAAAUCUUUAUAUUUUCUUUUUAUUUUAUUUUUUUUAUUGUAUUUUUUCUUUCUUUUCUCUGAAAUGUUGUAAAGAUUGUAAAUGUGUAAAGUAAGGUUUGGUUUUAGAGUAAACAUUUUACCAAAAAACAAAACAAACAAACAAACACUUUAUGAGUAUCAACUGUAAAUGUGGUUUAGUAUUACAAUUUUUUAUAGAGGGCUUAUAAAUAA